Messenger RNA from Ilyonectria robusta, 1719 nucleotides. RefSeq lists its product as uncharacterized. The transcript has 2 exons. NCBI's taxonomy places the organism in Eukaryota, Fungi, Ascomycota, Sordariomycetes, Hypocreales, Nectriaceae. The record is from RefSeq and is a predicted model, not a curated record. The coding region runs from base 1 to 1719 and encodes 572 amino acids.
AUGUCUACUCUGGCAGUCGACAUGCCCUUCGACUUCACCUUUCCGUCGGCAUCUAUUGAGCGACCCAGCCCUCCUCCCAUCAUGAGCUCAUUGCCCUUUGACCCUGCAAUCCUUGAGAUGGCCUACAGCCAUGCCGCUGGUCACAUCUCCGGUCAUUCGCGCUCCUCUUCCAAGGCCUCAAUCUACUCAACCGUCUCCGCCGAGUCCACUGCCGACUCACUCUGCUCUCGCCUUACCACUCCUCCUCGUGCCUCUCCUCCCGUCCGCCAUCAUGGACCCAUCCUCCUCCCCAAGAUCCGCUCUCAGGACCAGAACAUUGACGCCACUCCUUGCAACUACCGCAUGACCACCCCCCCGGCUCCCCGACCUUCUCGUCAUGUCCGCAGCUACACCAGCCCUGAUUCUCUCACUGGUCUCUCCUACCACUCUCCCGCUCCAGUUGCCAGCGUCCACCUGUCCUUCUCUAGUGAGCCCGAGGAGAUGCCCGGGUCUCUGCUUGCCUCUCCUGCCGCCUUUGUCCGUGAGAACUCGGUUCCCUCUCACGCGCGCCGUGCCUCCAGCUGCAAUCUCGAUGUCUCUACCAUUGACCGAUAUGGAUACCCAACCUAUCGCCAGAUGCCCUCCUACGUCCCCGUCGCCGCUCCUCAGCCCGACUAUGGCUUCCAGGUUUCCAACAGCUACAGCCCGCGUGCUCCUUCGCCCCUGAGCCUGGCUGCCACCCCGGAUCCCACUCCUUGCACCACGCUCCUCAACUUCCUCACCGCGUCCAACCCAGCUGCCUCUCUGGUACGCACCAUCUCAUUCCCUCUCCGUGAUGCCACCACGAAGCACUUUUGGUGGGACGUCCGCAACAUCCGCUCGUGGUCCUCGUUCAACGCCGCCUCGGUCCUUGCUCUUCCCGGUGCCUCGGCCCUCCUGACCACUCCCGUGGCUGCGCCCCUUCUCACCCAGCCGGGCUUCGCCUCCCGCCAUCCCGAGACCGAGGCCGCUCUCCACUCCAUCUACGCCUCGUACUACCUCCCCAAGCUCAACUCGGCUCUGGCACUCUCCUCCAACCGCCCUCUGCAGCUCUCCGUGCCCCCCAAGACCUCGGGCAUGAACGACCUCCUCUUCGUUGCUAACGCUGCCGGCGAGUCUACCACCGCCGCUGCCAUGUUCGGUGGUAAGCCCACGGCCCGCGUCGUCGGCCUCGUCCGCAGUUUCGACCGCUUCAACACUGGCAUGCGCGUCGAGGGCAACAUCAAGCGUGUUGAGUACCUCCGUGGCCUCUCCGCCAUCCACCACGCCAUGCGCGAGCACGGCUGCCGCUAUGGCUUCAUCCUCACUGAGAUCGAGCUGGUUCUCGUCCGCUGCGGCACUGAGGCCACCCCCUUUUUCGGCAACCUGGAUGUCACCUCCAUUCAACUCGCUGCCUCCGCUCCCGAGGGUGAUGCUUCCACUCAGCACACUUCCACCCCCCUGACCGCCUGUCUCGCCCUCUGGGGUCUCUGCCAGCUGGCUGGUGAUGAGACACUCGCCGGCAACCCGCUCUGGCGCGCUGACAUUGGAGCUCCCGCUGAGGGCACCCGCCGCAAGGCCCAGCCCCGCGACUCGUGGAUGCCCCAGCCCCAGCUCGCUGAGAAGCGCGAGGCCAAGCGAAGCCGCGGCUGGGUUUGGCCCGAGGAUGCCAUUGGCCGCAAGGAGCUCGGCAAGCGCGGUGUGCGAUACGGCGGUAUCUAA